Rotaria socialis is the source of this 1290-nucleotide messenger RNA. The record is from the annotation of a GenBank genome assembly. NCBI's taxonomy places the organism in Eukaryota, Metazoa, Rotifera, Eurotatoria, Philodinida, Philodinidae.
AUGACGGACGAAUUAGUUCCUAAUCGGUGUCGAUACAUAUGCCCACGAAAACAACGGCAAUGUAAAAUGUCACCGUCUACUUCACUGUCUUUGUAUUGUAUGGAACAUUUACUAUUCGAUCCGGAUUUGGAUGAGGCUACUAAAGAAUCUUUACGUAUUCCUUGUCCAUUAAAUCCUCAACAUUCAAUUUCACCACAUGAUCUUCAACGACAUAUACGCAAAUGUAAUCAACGUCCUCGCAUUCUUGGUCCAUUUCAUCGACCUAAUUGUAAUUCUGGACUUGAAUGUGAUAAUCAUGACGAUUAUUCAACAAUCUUACAAGACAUAACUGAUGAAGAACUUCAAGCAUUUAUAAUUCGUAUGGAAGCAAUUCAUGAUAACUUUGUUAAAGAACCUGUAGGCAAUGCUCAAACAAAUUUCGAUUGUUAUUUACCACAUGUGAAUGUCGAUGAACUUGGAAAUCGUUCACGUAAACAUUUACAACAAAUUGGAUCAAUCAUAGCUAGUUUAGUUCAAUUAAACCUUCUUCAAGCUAAUACAUGUUUUGUUGAAAUGGGCGCUGGACGAGGCCAAUUAUCUCAUGAACUUCAUGCUUGUGUUAAACAAGAAUCCACUGUUCAAUUUGUACUUAUUGAACGUGAUCAUCAACGUUAUCGUUUUGAUGCACACCAUCGUCGUGACCAUCAAGGUCCAUCAUUUGAACGUUAUCGACUUGAUAUUCGUGAUCUUUAUUUAGCUGAAUUACCUUCGAUAAAGAAUAGUCAAUCUGAAAAACACACUGUUAUUAUUAGUAAACAUUUGUGUGGAGGCGCAACGGAUCUCGCUUUACGUUGUGCUGUUGAUGCACAACGCAAUAGUCAAAGUAUUCAAGCAAUUAUUAUUGCUUUAUGUUGUCAUCAUCGUUUAUUAUGGAAGGAUUAUGCUGGCAAAGAAUUUUUUCGUCGACUAAAUUUAACACCUAAAGAUUUCUCAUUGAUACGAACAUUGACAUCAUGGGGUACAUGUGAGAAUCGUCAUAGAAUGACACAAGAUGGAAAACGAUCAACAAUGGAUGGUAUUUCUUUGCAGUCGUCUACUUCAACAUCUACCGAUCGAUCAACAUAUUCCAAACAGCGUUUAUUUUCUGUUGAAGAACAAGAAAAUAUUGGUUUGAAAGCAAAACGAAUUUUAGAUUGGGGUCGAAUUGAAUACUUGGAUGAAAAUGGAUUUAGCGCUCAUCUUAAAGUAUAUGUAUCGAAAAGUAUUACACUUGAAAACAUUGCGUUAAUUGCUACGUCAUUGACAAAUUAA